Penicillium chermesinum is the source of this 1059-nucleotide messenger RNA. RefSeq names its product D-mandelate dehydrogenase-like dehydrogenase. Gene Ontology annotation, cellular component: cytosol. NCBI's taxonomy places the organism in Eukaryota, Fungi, Ascomycota, Eurotiomycetes, Eurotiales, Aspergillaceae. The coding region runs from base 1 to 1059 and encodes 352 amino acids. The transcript is spliced from 3 exons. Gene Ontology annotation, molecular function: NAD binding; hydroxypyruvate reductase [NAD(P)H] activity; glyoxylate reductase (NADPH) activity. The record is from RefSeq and is a predicted model, not a curated record.
AUGACGAAGCCCAAGGUCCUUACAUUUGGUAAACUCGAAUGGGCGGAUGCCGGAUUCCUAGCCGACUUCGAGUCAAAAUUUGAUGUUCAUGCGAUUGAGCCACCUUCCAAUCGUGAUGGGGCAAUCAGGGCCGUUGCGGAAGCUGCCAAGACGGCAGGACCUUUUGAUGCAGCUAUUCUUCUGAUGGGGAACAGCGCAUAUUCUCCUUUCGAUGCUCCGGUCUUCGGUCCUCUAGCAAUGAAUUGCAGAAUUGUGGCAUGUGUCAAUGCAGGAUUCAGUGAAUUCGAUCUCGACUGGUUCACUGCCAACAAGAUGUAUGUCACUAACACACUCCAUGCGGUAGCAGAGCCCACGGCCGACAUUGCGAUCUUCCUCAUAUUAGCGGUCCUGAGGGAUACGACUAGGGAGGAGAUGAAUGUGCGCAAAGGAGGUUGGAAGAACGCCUCGGCUCCACCGAGAGACCCCAACGGGCUGACGCUCGGUAUCAUUGGUAUGGGGAGAAUAGGCAAGGUGAGAAUUGCUGAAACCCAACGUGCGAAGUACAAAAAGCAUAAUAGCGAAAAGCACGUGGCACGGAAAGCGAAAGCCUUUGGUUUGAAAAUCCAAUACUUCAACCGCUCCCCAGUCCCCGCCGUGGAAGAAACAGCCCUUGAUGCAACUUACUGUUCCAAGCUGGAUGAUCUGCUGGCUACUUCCGACGUAAUCUCCGUGAACUGUCCUCUCAGCGAUGCGACAAGGGACUUGAUUGGUGUUGAAGAGAUCGCAAAAAUGAAAGAUGGAGUUUUCCUGGUGAAUACCGGCCGUGGUCCCAUUGUCAAUGAGAAGGCUUUGAUUGAGGGUCUUCGGUCUGGCAAGAUCACUAGGGCUGGGCUUGACGUCUUUGAUAAUGAGCCCAAUAUCAAUCCUUGGUUCCGUUCCGCUGAAAACUGCGUUGUUCUGCCCCAUAUGGGCUCAUGGACAGACGCGGCGUGGAAGAACGCGUACCAUGAAUGCAUGGAUAACAUCUUGGCCUUCUUUGCCCGUGGAAAGCCCAUAUCCCCCGUUAACACUCUAGAAUAG